UUUAGGAACUAUAUUCUCCAUUAUUAUCUUAAUUAAUCUCUUUGCCGUGGUAUCCUAUUCCAUCAGAUCUUUAUAUUAAGUACUGAUAAGAAGAAUUCCCAUGAGCAAAUAUUAAUCAGAAGCAACAGGGUAAGGAGAGAGAGAGAAGCAUCAAGAAAAUGAGUGUCGAGGUUGAAGUAAUCUCUGAAGAAAUGGUGAGACCAUCGUCUCCUACACCUCAACAUCUUCGUCGUUAUCAUCUCUCCUUCCUCGACCAGCUUAGUCUGCAAAUCAACAAUUCUAUGGUCUAUUUCUUCAAAUCCGAUGAUGUCGCAAACAAAUUUAACAUCAACCAAGCUUCCAGUCUUCUCAAGAAAUCGUUGUCUCAAGUCUUAAGUCACUACUACCCACUCGCCGGAAGACUCAUAACCGACAAGUUACUCGUAGAUUGCAACGAUGAGGGUGUCCCUUACGUAGAAACCAGAGUCAGGUGCCACCUCAGCACCGUCGUCGACAAUCCAUCUCCGGCCGACGUCAGGAAACUGCUUCCCUACGACAUGGAUGAAAUCGUCGACACCGUCCUAGGUGUCCAAUUCAAUGUCUUCGAUUGCGGCGGAAUAGCCGUCGGAGUAUGCCUCUCCCACAAGAUCGCCGACGCGCUGUCGUAUUUCCAGUUCAUCAAGAGCUGGGCCGCCAUGGCACGGGGCGAAGCAGAAAAAAUCAGAACCCACUUCCAAUCUUCCUCACUCUUCCCGCCAAAAGACAUGUCGGGAUACGACCCGAAUUCUUUCAUCGGUAUGCACAAAGUCGUGGGAAAGCGGUUCGUAUUUGAAGCAUCGGUAAUAGAAUCUCUGAGAACAGAAUAUUCCAGAAAAGUCAUAGAAGACCAAAAACCUCCUUCAAGAGUAGAAGUAUUAUCAACUUUCAUACUGAACCGGUAUAUUGCAGCCACUAAAGAAAAAGGGGACAAAAAAAUUCACUUGAGAUUCGCAGUGAAUCUACGCCCAAGAAUGGAACCUCCAUUGCCAGAAUUUGCAUUCGGGAAUUAUUACUUGUCUCUCGAAGCCUUUCCAACUUUAAACGAGAAAGGAGAUUGUAACGACCUCGGAAGGCAGCUAAGAGAAGAACUAAACAAAGUGGACAAUGAUUUUAUUGUGAAGCUUCAAGAAAGCAGAGAAUGGAACCCUAAUGGAGAAGAGACGACCGAUAGCGGUAUUGAUGAGAAAAAUGAGAUGGUGGUGUUUUUGUUCACCUCACUGUGUAGGUUUCCGGUGUACGAGGUUGAUUUUGGAUGGGGGAAUCCCACAUGGGCAGGACCACCCACCUGGAAAUUCAAGAAUUUCGUUACUUUUAAAGACACAAGAUCCGGUGGUGGCAUUGAAGCCUAUGUUAACUUCACAGAGGAUGAUAUGGGCAAAUUUGAACUUGACCAAGAGCUUCUUGCUCAUGUUUCUACCACUAUGGGGUUGAACUAAUUUUACACCAAUAAUUUUAUAUGGGUCUUUAUUAUUAUCAUCAUUUCAUCAUCGUUCUCGCAUAGUUUUCUUGUAUUAUUGUCCAUCGUCGUCUGUCACUGACAGCUUGUCUAGAUCUGUCCAUUGACUGAAAGUUGUGGGGUUGUUGAAUAAUUAUUAAAUAAAUAAAAAGCGAAAGUUCUCAUCUUUUAA
Neltuma alba is the source of this 1646-nucleotide messenger RNA. RefSeq names its product vinorine synthase-like. NCBI's taxonomy places the organism in Eukaryota, Viridiplantae, Streptophyta, Magnoliopsida, Fabales, Fabaceae. The record is from RefSeq and is a predicted model, not a curated record. Bases 159 to 1454 code for a protein of 431 amino acids. The transcript has a single exon.